AUGAGCGCCGAAAACGGUAUCCUCACUGCCCACCGAGCUUUGACUCUUCCAGAAAGCGUGGGUGAAAUCCUCCUUUGGAUCAACAAGGACGAUGAAAUCUAUUACCGCACAAGCCACUUACUGAGUUGCGCUUUGGUAAAUAAGACGUGGUGCCAUGAAGCAACACGUAUUUUGUGGGGUGACAUGGAAGAACAUGGGAAAUAUCUCAACGAUAUCAUGACAAAAAUCUCCCCCCAGCGCCACCAGACUUAUGCCAGCCUUGUGAAGACUGCAAAUGUAAAAGCAUCCUAUAACUGGGAGGCCAGAUCAGCUGUACUAUCAGCUUUAGAAGACGUGAAGAUUUCUACCCCUGACCAAUGGGACUCUCUGACUGCCCGAAUUCUGAAGCUCUUCCCAACUUUGUUGAAUGUUCGAAUUCUGGUACCAGCUAUCCUUCAUAUUGCAGGAUUUGAGGCUCUAUCUGAAAACCUACCAAACUUGGCAUCUAUCGAGUUUGAGGAAAUCUACUCCCAGUACGACACGGAAAGUAGUAUGGAGGAUACGCUUAGUGAGGAUUUGGGCUUUAACAAUACGGAUCAGAAUAGUACGGAUGACGAGGAUACGAGCAGCGAGUCCACACAUAGCGAGUCUAAACAUACCGAAGGUACGGAUGAGUGGUAA
Messenger RNA from Penicillium griseofulvum, 660 nucleotides. RefSeq lists its product as uncharacterized. Bases 1 to 660 code for a protein of 219 amino acids. The record is from RefSeq and is a predicted model, not a curated record. Lineage: Eukaryota; Fungi; Ascomycota; Eurotiomycetes; Eurotiales; Aspergillaceae. The transcript has 3 exons.